This is a messenger RNA of Cylas formicarius (sweet potato weevil), 3221 nucleotides long. RefSeq names its product glutamate receptor ionotropic, kainate 2-like. Gene Ontology annotation, cellular component: plasma membrane; postsynaptic membrane. Gene Ontology annotation, molecular function: glutamate-gated receptor activity; transmitter-gated monoatomic ion channel activity involved in regulation of postsynaptic membrane potential. Gene Ontology annotation, biological process: monoatomic ion transport; synaptic transmission, glutamatergic; modulation of chemical synaptic transmission. The transcript is spliced from 13 exons. The record is from RefSeq and is a predicted model, not a curated record. Bases 104 to 2854 code for a protein of 916 amino acids. NCBI's taxonomy places the organism in Eukaryota, Metazoa, Arthropoda, Insecta, Coleoptera, Brentidae.
UUUAAAAUUAGAAAGCACAAAGCGCCUUUCAGCGACAUAUACGCUGGACUUUAGUACGAUGUGUGUCACUGUUUACUAACACCAUUUAUUUAUCCGCGUAGUAAUGUUGAAAUGGGCAUUUGUUAUUAACCUUUUCUUCAGCUGCGUUUGGUGUCAAGAUUCGGAAUACGCCAUAGUCGGUCUCUUCGAAGAUGGGGAAGAUCCCGCCAACGAAAAAGCGUUCAACUAUGCCAUUGAGCAAGUAAACGAAGAGUGGGGUACAUCUCGGUUGAGUAACCUCAAUUACUAUCUCGCUCCAGAUGAUUCAUUCCCGGCUAUCAAUCUCACUUGCCAUUUGGUGACCAAUUCCGUUGUCGGAAUCUUUGGCCCCAAAUCCUUAUACAACAUCUACGGUGUUCAAUCUGUGUGCGACGCUAAAGAGGUACCUCAGAUCCUGUCGAGAUGGAUCUAUGAUCCACUUAGAUCAGACAACGCUGUAAAUUUUUACCCACACGCGUCUUUGCUCACACAAGCAUACAAAGAUAUCAUUACCAAAUGGGACUGGAAGGCGUUUACUGUAUUGUACGAAGACGACGAAAGCCUAUUGCGUCUAUCGGACUUAAUAUUAACUUCGAAACGGGAAAAUAGAGUAGUCAACGUGGAACAGUUGGAUAAAGAAGGCACUGGAAACUACAGACCCGCUCUAAAAAGAAUAUGGAAGUCGCAACAAAAAUUCAUUGUACUCGACUGUCACAUUGAUCACUUGGUGGAAGUUCUUACCCAAUGUCAGCAAAUCGGUCUUAUAACUAGCGACUACAACUACUUGAUUACCAAUCUCGACGCCCACACUAAGGAGUUGUCGCCCUUCCAGUACAGCGAAACCAAUAUUACGGGGAUCAGAAUUAUCAACACAGACUCCAAAAGAGUCCAGACUGUUAGCAUGGCUCUUUUCGAAGAUUCCUUUUUCCCGUUAGAAGCCGCUUCGCGUCUACCAACCGAAACUGCACUAAUUUACGACGCCGUGAUGAUGUACUCCAAACUACUUCGAGAUGUUGAAGAGUCGGAACCUCCUCUAGGUGUACCUUUGGACUGCUACGCUCCAGGCAGUUGGAAAUAUGGAUACACAUUAAUGAACUUAUUGAAAACGGCGAGUUACAAAGGCCUUACAGGAAAUAUUCAAUUCAACCAGGAGGGUCACAGGAGUUCUUUCGGGCUUCAGGUGUACGAGCUUAGGGAAGGGGGCAUUAUUGAUGUCGCCUACUGGAACUCGUCAACUGGUUUAAACAUGACCAAGAAUUACUCGCCACCCGUAGUCGAAGACCAGGACAGCAUGCGUAACAAAACUUUUAUCAUCGUCAUCACCCUGACUGAUCCGUACGGUAUGCUUAAGGAGACGUCGGAACAACUGGUAGGCAAUGAUCGAUAUGAAGGAUUCAGUAUGGACUUGAUACAUGAGCUUUCCUUACUGGAAGGUUUUAAUUACACAUUCACGGUGCAGGAGGAUGGAGCUAAUGGUAAAAAGGUGGGGGAACGGUGGACUGGUAUGCUGGGUAAAGUCAUAUACGGGGAAGCUGACAUGGCCAUCACAGAUCUGACGAUAACAUCAGAGCGAGCAAAGGCGGUUGAUUUCACUUCACCAUUUAUGACGCUGGGGAUUAGUAUUCUUUUCCAGAAGCCCUCGAAAGCUCCGCCGAACUUUUUCUCUUUCGCUGAACCAUUCGCGUUGGACACUUGGAUAGCAUUAGCAGUAGCCUUUUUCGUUGUUUCUCUGUCGUUCUUCCUUCUAGGUAGAAUAUGCCCGGACGAAUGGACCAAUCCCUACCCUUGCAUCGAGGAACCCGAAUUCUUGAUUAACCAGUUUAGUCUCACAAAUUCCGUUUGGUUCGCAACCGGCGCCAUGUUGCAACAAGGUUCGGAAAUUGCACCAAUAGCGAUUCCAACCAGAUUAGUUUCUGGCGUUUGGUGGUUUUUCGUGUUGAUUAUAGUGGCCUCGUAUACAGCUAACCUUGCCUCGUUCCUCGUGACGGAAAACAACCUCGAACUCUUUACUGACGUCCAGAGUUUGGUCGAGAAAGCCGAGGAGCAUAAAAUCCGUUACGGGGCUAAAGCAAAUGGCGCCACUUUCGAUUUCUUCGAUAAAAGUGAAGGCAAUGAACUUUACAAGAAGAUAGCGAAGCAUAUGAAAGACCACCCCGAAGAUAUGCCGACUGACAACAAGAUCGGCAUAGAGAUGGCUGAAUCGAUGAGGUAUGCUUUUUUCAUGGAGUCCAUUUCUAUAGAAUACACUACCCAAAGACAUUGUGACCUGAAUAUGGUUGGAGAUAGACUUGACGAGAAAGGUUAUGGCAUCGCUUUGAGGAAAAAUUCGCCGUACAGAACGAGGUUGAGUACGGCCAUACUUAAACUUCAAUCAUCCGGGGUGAUCGAUAAAAUCAGAAAGAAGUGGUGGGAAGAAAGAAAAGGAGGGGGACAAUGUACGGGAGAUGCCGAGGAGACCGAAGCUACCCCGUUGGACCUUCAAAACGUCGAGGGAGUGUUUUACGUCACGGUGUUUGGAACAAUCAUGGGUGCUACUCUCGUCUUUUUCGAAUACGGGUUUAGCAUUCUGAGAAUAAGCAAAAAAGCGAAAAUAACUUUUCGGGAAGCGCUGAAGCAAGAGCUCAAGUUUUUUGUUAAAUUCAGCAGUAACGUGAAACCUGUCAUCGGUUCCGGAUCGGAAGAGGACGAUGAGAAAUUGCACGAAGAAUCGCAGCCCAAAUCCGAGUCCAAUAAGUCCAAAACUAAAUCGGAGACACCGAAGACCACCAUAACGGACAAUGGACAUGAACGACCUUACGGGUUUGUGGUACCAAGAAGCCACGGCGAAUACCCUUAGACUGGUCUAAGUAGAAUUGUUUAGUGAAGUAACAAUAAAUCCGUUUGGGAUAUACAUAGGAGAAUUAAAUUUAUUAUUACCCUAUGCAAAAGCGUUUAUACUGUUCUUGUGCUUGUUCCAGCUUUGUUGAAAACCUAAUCCCAAAGAAGAUGAGUUUAAUAUAUAUCGUUAUAUUAGCAAUAAAAUAAAAAAAUAAAAAAACUGUUAACGUUUUCAAUUCGGGUGCCGUUUUGUAUAUGUGAAUUCAAGGUCAUAAAUUUUGUUAGUGUGUAAGUUAUUAAUUGUAUCAAGUCAAUUCAACGUUCUGUGAGGUUUUUGCAUCUCCAUCCCUGAAGGCAUUUUUUUAUGCGACAACGAAUAAGAUGAA